Messenger RNA from Ictalurus furcatus (blue catfish), 3106 nucleotides. RefSeq names its product core 1 synthase, glycoprotein-N-acetylgalactosamine 3-beta-galactosyltransferase 1, like a (gene c1galt1la). Gene Ontology annotation, molecular function: N-acetylgalactosaminide beta-1,3-galactosyltransferase activity. Bases 671 to 1909 code for a protein of 412 amino acids. The record is from RefSeq and is a predicted model, not a curated record. Lineage: Eukaryota; Metazoa; Chordata; Actinopteri; Siluriformes; Ictaluridae. The transcript has 5 exons. Gene Ontology annotation, cellular component: membrane.
AAAAAUAAUAAUAAUUUAAAAAUUAUUAAUAAAAAUAAUAUCUUUGAAACGUCGCAUAUCCCAAAAUGCCCGGAUGAGACCACGGCAUAUGAUUUGCCCAGAUCACUUCUGCGUUGUUGCAAGAUAUGUAGUAUGUAGUCUCAAAAAUGGACUACAACUAGAACCACAAGCGUAUAUAUUAAAAUAUAUGAAGUGUACAUUUGUUUGUUUUACCAAUAAAGCACUUUCAUUGGAAUGAAUCGACUUUUCGUGAUAAAUGUUAUCCGUGGUGACGCAUUCACUAUGGUACGUUCUCGACAAACUUCCGCAAGUGGGCGGGGCUCCUGCGAGCAGAGAGCUGCCGUUCAUCCAAUGAAAUCCCUCAGCGGUGCAGCUGGUGGCAAUGCAGCGGGUGAAUGAAAGUACAUAAAGGAGGCCUUAAACGGAAACCCGAACGAACGGUUUCAGACGCAAGGUGUUUUGUUUUUACUCAAAUUCGGCGUUUGUUGGGAUUUCUUUGUUUUCUGGACUGUUUGUGACAUGACAACUGAGUAAAUAUUUCAACCCGUUAAGCAGAAGGACAACGACGAGGAAGCAGAUGUCCUGUGUGCGCUGGGAACUAAGGUGAAUACCAGGAUUUUCCAGUCACUCAAGCCCUUGAGUGAUUGUAGCCGACUGUGAAGAGGUUGCCAUGAAAGGGGUGAACUCCAGGUCUGCAUUCCUUCUGGGCAUUCUGGUAGGCUACUGCACUGUUUACUUCUUACUGAAGGAGUUGUGGUUCGAGCAAAACUUGAGCGUGUGGCACCAUGCACAUCAGGAUGAGCAGGACGGCUACAGGAGCACUUCUGGAAACUUCAGCUGGAAGAGGCAACAUUUUGCCAGCAUCAACCUGAGUCACCCUCAUCAUACAGAAGAAGACCACCAUGUUGCAGAUGAGCUUUACAAAAAAGUACGUAUCCUGUGCUGGGUCAUGACAAGCCCUGACAACCUACAUUCAAAGGCACGGCACGUGAAAGCAACAUGGAGUCGUCAUUGCAACAUGGUGCUGUUCAUGAGCUCGGUGGAGAAUCGUGACUUUCCAACAGUGGGUCUUGGAACAUCAGAAGGACGUGAUCAGCUCUACUGGAAGACCAUCCGAGCCUUCCAUUACGUUCUGAAGAACCAUGGCGAGGAAGCAGACUGGUUCUUCAAGGCUGACGACGACACUUUUGUGGUCGUGGAGAACCUGCGCUGGAUUCUGUCCAACUACUCCUCCGAGGAGCCGAUCUACUUCGGCAAGCGCUUCAAACCCUACGUCAAGCAGGGCUACAUGAGCGGCGGAGCUGGAUACGUGCUCAGCAAGGAGGCACUGAGACGAUUUGUGCAGGGCUUCAGCACCGGCGUGUGCACCCAUACUACCUCAGUGGAGGACCUAGCCAUGGGUCAGUGUUUGGAGAAGAUGGGUGUGAAGGCAGAAGAUUCGAGAGACAGUGUACAGCGUGAGACUUUCCACCCAUUCAUCCCUGAGCACCAUCUCACUAUGACUUUCCCCAAAUCCUUCUGGUACUGGAAUUACUGCUAUUAUCCCAUUGUGGUGGGUCCACAGUGCUGCUCUGAUCUCGCCAUCUCCUUCCAUUACGUGGACUCUGAGCUGAUGUACAUUCUAGAGUACUACACGUACCGCCUGCGGCCGUACGGCUACCAGCACCGCUACCGAGCGCCAGAUCCAGCUCUCCUCAACACAAUAGUGAACACUGAAAGACCAGGGAAGGUCACUGUGAAAGUAACUCAGCAUGUAGCAGAACAACCAAAGGCGUCAGACCAGGCGCAGCUGAUCCACGCCAGGCAAGAGGGAGACGGGGAUACAGGGGGUGACUCGGGGCAAGAGACAGUUCAAGAGAAUCACCCAGCAAACGGCAGCCCCGUAACCAGUAAGGAGAGUCAGAGAUGAGUGUUUUAUGUCGAGAAAAGGAACGUGUGCAUGGACAUGUAAUGUCAAUUGAACAUGGUGAUCUCGUGCAGCAAGUUCCUCAGAAGCUUAAAGGAGGUGAAAGAAGUUUAUUCAAAGUUAUACCACAGCACUGUUGACUUCUCAGAUCUGAUUGGUCAGGUGUUAGUAACAGUUUCCACAGGUUUAUAUUAAUGCGCUCAUUCUAAAUCGUUAUUAUUUCUACAGUUACAGAUAUUCAGACACACUGAUACGAUGAAACUUGGUCAAGAGAUGCUUGUUUAUGGAAGGAGUCUCCAGUGUGAGCACUUUGUUACAGUCAGUAAGUUUUCCACCACAGGAGUCUUCAGGACUGGGCACACAAGAUAUUUAUAGCUGCUAUAACACAAGUCAUAACUAUUGUUUCUCAUACAUUAAAUGUAACUAUAAAUGGAUAAAAGCUAUCCUGUUUUAAUAAAUAAAAACAGUAAUUAUCAAAGUGCUGUGGUAUAAGAGGAAUUAAUUACUUUAUGGUGUGCUGUUGUAGGAAAUGAAUCAACUUUGGACUGGUAAUUGUAAUUAUCAAAGUGAAAUAUUUAUUUUCCUAUAACCCCAUGUCCUCACUUCAAGGCAUUCGAAAGUCCCAAGUGUGUAGACUGGUUUCUUCACCUUAAUUUUAAUUUAAAUUUUAAUUUCACUUCUGCCAGCUAGCAGCAUUAAUGUUGAUGUUCUGGACAGCAAUGCAUUUGCAAUCACAUCACUGUUCAGGUGUCUCGUUUACCAAGUGGACAGUUGAUUUGCAUCUUUUCCAGGAAUUAAUUAUUCAGAUAUUAAUUUGUUGUCAGUGUUUCAUUAACCUCCUGUAUUCCAUACUUAUUUUUUUCUCUGCAGUGUUUAAUGGGAGAACUAGGCCUGUGUAAAUGAUGACUCACUGUAAUUAUGAUUUACAACAACUGAAAUGUCUUUGUACUGAGAAAUGGACACUGACCAUUUCAAAUAUUUUCUCUUAAGUUAUUGUGCCGCAAAUGACAUAUCGGUGUACAUGAUUUUAUUUUCUUUCUUAAAUUGCCUUGGGCUUAAUGUGAGGUACAUUUUUUUUUCUCUGGAGGAUGAUCUAGUUACUGUUUAUUUCUGCCGGUGUCUGUGAAGUUCUAUGACUGUCUCGUUGCAAAGAAAUUAUUUGACCACUAAUAAAGCCUGUAGGACUCGGACUACAUCUGA